This is a messenger RNA of Lachancea lanzarotensis, 1221 nucleotides long. Its product is annotated as LALA0S02e05952g1_1. The coding region runs from base 1 to 1221 and encodes 406 amino acids. The record is from RefSeq and is a predicted model, not a curated record. Gene Ontology annotation, molecular function: FMN binding; oxidoreductase activity. NCBI's taxonomy places the organism in Eukaryota, Fungi, Ascomycota, Saccharomycetes, Saccharomycetales, Saccharomycetaceae. The transcript has a single exon.
AUGGGAUAUAUCGAAACAACAGCGGGAAACCCGCUUCAGUACAUGGACGCUGUCUAUAAGCAUGGUUUAAGUUCUGAAAGGCCUCCGUUUACUUUCAAAAGCGAUGACUGGGAGACACUUGCAAAAGAACAAAUGUCAAAUAAUUCGUUAGGAUAUGUGUGCGGGUCUGCAAGUACGGGCGAGACUUACAGAAAAAAUCGGGCAGCAUUUCAAAAAUGGUCAUUGGUUCCUCAACGUUUGGUAAAAACUAAAGACUAUCCGUCUUUGGAAACCCAAGUCUUGGGCGCAAACUUACCGGUACCAAUAGCAGCAGCUCCAAUCGGAGUGCAAAAAAUAUUCAAUCCAGAUGGCGAGAUUGCUGUUGCAGCAGCAGCGGCUCAGGAAAGAGUUCCAUACAUCUACAGUUCAGCAGCGGCAACAUCAAUUGAGGAUGUGGCUAAGGCAAAUGGUGACGGCGUCCGUUGGUUCCAAUUGUAUUGGCCUUCUAAUGAAAACAACAAUAUAACUAAGAGCUUAUUGAAGAGGGCCAAAGAAAACGGCUUUUCAGCACUUUUUGUCACUCUGGAUACUUUCAAGUUAGGCUGGCGUCCUAGCGAUCUCGACAAUGGAUAUAAUCCGUUUCUUCGUCCAGACUCUAUUGGCGCAGCCCUCGGUUUCACUGAUCCCGCAUUCCGCGGGCAAUUCAAGGAAAGACAUGGAAAAGAAGUGGAGGAAGACGUUGGAUCUGCUGCCAAAGAGUGGGCUAGAACAAUAUUUCCGGAGUUCAGUCACAGCUGGGAAGAUCUGAAGUUCCUACGCGAGCACUGGGACGGACCCAUAGUGUUAAAGGGUAUACAAGCGGUUGGCGAUGCAAAAAAAGCUGCAGAGUACGGAAUGGAUGGUAUUGUGGUUUCUAAUCAUGGUGGGAGGCAGCAAGACGGUGGCCCGGCCUCUUUGGAUUGUCUUGUCAAGAUAGUUGAUGCUGUUGGAACCAAAAUCGACAUUUUAUUUGACUCAGGAGUGAGAUGUGGGAGCGACAUCGCCAAAGCACUGGCCUUAGGAGCUAAAGGAGUUCUCAUUGGACGUCCUUACAUUUACGGGUUGGUCCUGGGAGGGCAAGUAGGAGUAAGCCACGUCUUGCGGUCGUUACUUGGCGAUUUGCUUAUGACUUUGCACUUGGGAGGAAUUCCAUCCGCAAAUCCAAAGCAUUUAAACCGCGACGUUUUGGAGUAUUCAGAUUGA